Messenger RNA from Fusarium keratoplasticum, 1395 nucleotides. Its product is annotated as Choline transport protein. The transcript has 8 exons. The coding region runs from base 1 to 1395 and encodes 464 amino acids. Gene Ontology annotation, cellular component: membrane. NCBI's taxonomy places the organism in Eukaryota, Fungi, Ascomycota, Sordariomycetes, Hypocreales, Nectriaceae. The record is from RefSeq and is a predicted model, not a curated record. Gene Ontology annotation, molecular function: transmembrane transporter activity. Gene Ontology annotation, biological process: transmembrane transport.
AUGAGUGAAAAAGUCGAAAAGGCGGGCGACCUGUCUCGCAAGUCUUCCCAAGAGCCACGGGCAGGUGAAGUUGUCUGUGGUGAGGUUCAACUUGCCAGGCACCUGGGUUCUUGGGAAAUCAUCUGCAUUGCCUGGAACGUCAUCAACGUUUUUGGUGGCCUGUCCUACAUUUUCGUCGUUGGCUUCUCCGCUGGAGGCCUGUCAAUAAUCUUCUAUGGAUUCCUUGGAUCGACAGCGUGUACCCUUUGCACAAUGUCUGUUCUUGCUGAAUGCGCGUCCCUGUUCCCUACUGCCGGUGGUGCCUAUCACUUUUCAACCUUCUUAUGCCCAGAGAAGUACCGAAGAUAUGUAGGCUACCCAAUCGGUUGGUUGAACUAUCUCGGCUGGGUUUUCACAGUUGCCGCUUGUUCUGCUAUUCAGACGGGCCUUACCUUCUCUCGGGUCAUCAUGUGUGACCCAACAUAUGUAGUGUCGGGUCGGUGGCAAUACUUUCUGGUCUACGUUGCUUGGGCAGUGGUGGCCUGGGUGGUCAACCUCUUUUUCCUCAGAGGGUUUCAUGUUGUGGAGAACCUCGGAUGUAUUAUUAGCAUGUUGGGUUUCGUUGGCUUUACCCUCACUCUCCUUGCUCGUGCACCCAAGGCCGAUGCAUCCUUCGUCUUCACUACGGUAAAUAAUGAGACUGGGUACUCUUCGUCUGCAAUGGCCGUGGCUAUUGGUCUGUACAACUGCGUAGUUGUCUGGGUCAGCCUUGAUGCCGUGUGCCAUCUGGCCGAGGAGGUUCCUCAACCCACCCGAAUCAUUCCCAAGACUCUCUACAUUAUCGUGGCAACACAGCUCACAGUCGGUGUCGUUUGGAUCCUCACAGUGGUUCCCAUCAUUGAGCUUAUUCGUUUAGCUCUGAAGAGUGACACAGCCGCAAUCACGUUCAACGUGAUGCUGUUGGUCAAUUUCUUUGCAGCCCUUACUGGAUGCUUGACAUCUGCAUCUCGGCAAGGCUAUGCGUUGGCCCGUGAUGGCGGGCUCUUCUUCAAAAAGAGUCUUGUCAAAAUUUCGACGCGAUCCCAAAUCCCAUCUCGUUCCGUGGACACGUGCUUCGGGCUUACUGUUCUUAUUGGCCUGGUCGUCAUCUAUACGCUUACAGUGGUAGUCUUGGUCAUGUUCCCAGGUGUCCAUCCCAUCACGGCAAGCAACUUCAACUACAACAUCUUGUUGGCGGGUAUUUUCGCAAUCCUAUGCGUGGUUGUAUGGCUCAUCGAUGGGAGAAAGUCCUACAAGCCACCCUCGUUCACUGAGUUUAUCGAAAAUAUUGCAACUGACACGACUGAGUUUCUGAGUGGGGGCAAGCAGGAAACAAGCCCGGAAGAGUCCGGAGAAGUCGAAGCGUUGGAUGGCUAA